Athalia rosae (coleseed sawfly) is the source of this 3199-nucleotide messenger RNA. Its product is annotated as cytoplasmic aconitate hydratase-like. Gene Ontology annotation, cellular component: cytosol; mitochondrion. Gene Ontology annotation, molecular function: aconitate hydratase activity; 4 iron, 4 sulfur cluster binding. Lineage: Eukaryota; Metazoa; Arthropoda; Insecta; Hymenoptera; Athaliidae. The record is from RefSeq and is a predicted model, not a curated record. Gene Ontology annotation, biological process: citrate metabolic process; tricarboxylic acid cycle. The coding region runs from base 161 to 2836 and encodes 891 amino acids. The transcript is spliced from 16 exons.
CGCCACACACAUGUAUCAGCGUCGCGACGCUAAUCGGCUCGGCCCUCACCAGUCCCAAUUCCCAACUCCGACUCUCAAGUUCCAGUCGUGAGGUUAUCGUCAUUCUCGUGCUUGUGUUGUGCUGUGUGGCCUGGUGAACGUGACUUUCCGAUUGCUAAUCAUGGCUGAGAAGAACCCCUAUAAGAAUUUACUGAAAACUAUCAAGAUCGGAGAAACAGAUUGCCAAUACUAUGAUGUCACUAACUUUGGCGAUAAAUAUGAUAAACUGCCCUUUUCCAUAAGAGUUCUCUUGGAAAGUGCAGUUAGAAAUUGUGAUGAAUUCCAAGUAAAAAAGUCUGACGUAGAAAAGAUUUUAGAAUGGGAAAGGAACCAGAAAAUUCCAGAGGGUGUCGAAGUGGCUUUCAAACCAGCAAGAGUUAUUCUACAGGAUUUCACUGGAGUACCAGCAGUAGUAGAUUUUGCUGCAAUGCGAGAUGCCGUGAAGAAACUAGGAGGAGACCCGGAUAAAAUAAAUCCAAUCUGCCCAUCAGACCUUGUUAUCGAUCAUUCUGUCCAAGUUGAUUUUACUAGAGGUGACAAUGCUCUCAAGAAGAACGAAGACCUGGAGUUUGAGCGGAACAAAGAGAGAUUCAUGUUCUUGAAAUGGGGUGCCAAGGCUUUUAAAAACAUGUUGAUCGUUCCUCCGGGAAGUGGAAUCGUUCACCAAGUCAACUUGGAAUAUCUUGCAAGAGUCGUCUUCGACGCCAAUGGUCUUCUGUAUCCUGACAGUGUAGUUGGAACAGACUCUCACACCACAAUGAUUAACGGUCUCGGAGUACUUGGCUGGGGUUGUGGGGGUAUCGAAGCAGAGGCAGUUAUGCUUGGCCAAGCAAUAUCCAUGCUUUUGCCUAAUGUAGUUGGUUACAAACUAGAGGGUGUACUCAACCAAUAUGUUACAUCUACGGAUUUAGUGCUGACAAUUACGAAGAACUUGCGGCAACUUGGAGUUGUUGGAAAAUUCGUUGAAUUCUUUGGGCCAGGAGUAGCGGAGUUGAGCAUCGCAGAUCGAGCAACAAUAUCUAACAUGUGUCCAGAGUAUGGUGCCACUGUUGGAUUCUUUGCUGUAGAUGAACAGAGCUUGGCAUAUCUUAGACAAACGAGUCGUUCUGAUAAACACGUUAAGUACAUCGAAGAAUAUCUCAGGACUGUGAAAAUGCUGAGAAAUUACAACGACUCUAGUCAAGAUCCAGUUUUCUCUGAAGUAGUCACCCUUGAUCUAUCUACUGUAGUCUCCAGUGUUAGUGGACCCAAAAGACCGCACGAUCGAGUAUCCGUUUCCGAAAUGAAGAAGGAUUUCACAAGCUGUCUCUCUGCAAAGAUCGGCUUCAAAGGAUUCGGAUUGAAACCCGAAAAAUUGAAGGUGGAGGCCACAUUCCAAUUCGAAGGCAAGGACUAUAAGUUAAAUCAUGGAGCGGUCGUCAUUGCAGCUAUUACUAGUUGUACCAAUACAAGUAAUCCCAGCGUAAUGCUUGGUGCCGGUCUUUUGGCGCAGAAAGCAGUCAAAGCUGGUCUAACAGUAGCUCCCUAUAUAAAAACUUCUCUAUCUCCGGGUUCUGGAGUAGUAACUUAUUAUCUGAAAGAAAGUGGAGUUAUUCCAAGCCUCACACAAUUAGGAUUUGAUGUUGUGGGCUAUGGUUGUAUGACCUGUAUAGGAAAUAGUGGACCCCUCCCAGACUCGAUGAUAGAUGCAAUUGAAAAGAACGAUCUUGUCUGUUGUGGAGUCCUAUCCGGUAACCGUAACUUUGAGGGCAGAAUUCAUCCGAACACCAGAGCAAAUUAUUUGGCGUCACCUUUAUUGGUAAUUGCAUACGCAAUUGCGGGAACAGUCCUCAUUGAUUUCGAAGCGGAACCUCUUGGAUACAGAGCUGACGGCAAAGCAAUAUACCUGCGAGAUGUAUGGCCAACGCGAGCGGAGAUUCAGGCUGUUGAACAAAAACACGUAAUCCCAGCUAUGUUCAAAGAAGUUUACAGUAAAAUAGAGUCUGGCAGUGGAAGCUGGUCGAGUCUUCAGGCACCCGGAGGCCAGCUAUACCCAUGGGAUGAUGAAUCAACGUACAUAAAACAUCCUCCUUAUUUCGACGGACUCACAAAAACAAUUCCCCCCACGAAUCCCAUCGUAAAAGCUCGUGUCUUACUCAACCUUGGAGACUCGGUUACAACAGACCAUAUCAGCCCAGCUGGUAGCAUUGCAAGAAAUUCUCCAGCUGCGAGAUACCUCGCCAAACGAGGAUUAAAGCCAAAAGAGUUCAAUUCUUAUGGCUCGCGACGUGGUAACGAUGCGGUAAUGGCACGAGGGACAUUCGCUAAUAUUCGAUUAGUGAAUAAAUUCAUUGGCAAAGCUGGUCCUCGUACCAUAUACAUUCCAACUAAUGAAGAAAUGGACAUAUUCGAUGCGGCCGAGAAGUAUGCCGAGGAUAAUGUACCACUUAUAGCACUAGUGGGCAAGGAAUAUGGAUCGGGUUCAUCCAGAGAUUGGGCAGCUAAGGGCCCAUUCUUACAGGGCAUAAAAGCCGUUAUAGCAGAAUCGUACGAAAGAAUACACAGAUCUAAUCUGGUAGGAAUGGGUAUAAUUCCACUGCAGUAUUUACCUGGAGAAUCUGCGGAAUCUCUUGGAUUAACAGGACUGGAAUUAUAUAACAUAAGCAUUCCCGACGAUUAUCGCCCGGGCCAAACUAUCGAAGUAACUACAGAUGAUGGAAAAAAGUUCAACGUACUUGUUCGGUUCGAUACAGAAGUUGACUUGACCUACUUCAGACAUGGAGGUAUUUUAAACUAUAUGAUAAGAACAAUGGUUUGAUAAAAGGAAAAGACGAAAAAAUCGAUUAAUGAUAUUACAACGAUGUAAUUCUAUUAUUGACUUAUAAAUAUUUACUUAAAAAUUAAAAUACGUAUAUAAAUUACAAACGUAAUAAGGAAUUAAAGUAUUAUUUGGGAAAAAGAUAAAGCUCUGGUAUAAUCCUUGAGCUACUGAUAUUUUCGUUAUUUCUAAAUGGUCAUCUAUGGGGCGCUUUCACCAGGAUAAUUACAUGACACAGGUAUCGAACAAUGUACAGGUUUUUCUGAAUAAAUGAGUUAUAUGUAUAUAUGUAUAUACUUGUAUAUAUAUACAUACAUAUGUUAAAAAGACUUGUGAAUAAAGAAAGCUGGGUAAAUUGAAAAA